Molecule: messenger RNA, 749 nt
Organism: Piliocolobus tephrosceles (Ugandan red Colobus)
Lineage: Eukaryota; Metazoa; Chordata; Mammalia; Primates; Cercopithecidae
Gene: PPP1R14D
Product: protein phosphatase 1 regulatory inhibitor subunit 14D
Exons: 4
Coding region: 69-506 (145 amino acids)
Biological process (GO): regulation of phosphorylation
Cellular component (GO): cytoplasm
Molecular function (GO): protein serine/threonine phosphatase inhibitor activity
Source: RefSeq, a predicted model, not a curated record
CACUUCCCUCCGUGGCCCUGCUCUGAACUGGCGGUUUUUCCCAGCUCCUUGCCCAGGCCAAUCCCUCCAUGCUGUCUUCAAGCCCUGCUUCCUGCACAUCUCCCAGCCCAGACGGGGAGAACCCAUGUAAGAAGGUCCACUGGGCUUCUGGGAGGAGGAGGACAUCAUCCACAGACUCAGAGUCCAAGUCCCACCCAGACUCCUCCAAGAUACCCAGGUCCCGGAGACCCAGCCGCCUGACAGUGAAGUAUGACCGGGGCCAGCUCCAGCGCUGGCUGGAGAUGGAGCAAUGGGUGGAUGCUCAGGUUCAGGAACUCUUCCAGGAUCAAGCAACCCCUUCUGAGCCUGAGAUUGACCUGGAGGCUCUCAUGGAUCUAUCCACAGAGGAGCAGAAGACUCAGCUGGAGGCCAUUCUUGGGAGCUGCCCUCGCCCCACAGAGGCUUUUAUCUCUGAGCUGCUCAGUCAACUCAAGAAACUCCAGAGACUCAGCCGGCCUCAGAAAUAAGCCUGAAAGACCAUCUUUAGCAGCCUCAGCACUGCCAGGCCUGCCCUGAAACUCCAGAUCCUGGCUAAGAGGGAAAUAGCUCCUUGGGACACAAACCAGAAAUGUGAACAAGGAGGGACAUUUGCAUGCUCCUACUGUCUGUGCGGUCACAACUAGUUUCUGUCAGCUGGGCUCUCUGGGAGAGAGCUGGCUGUUGUCUAAUGCCUUCCUUGGCAGCCAAGUGGAUAAAACCUUUAGGAGCCC